AUGGCUCGAUCAUUGAGAUCGUCCACGACAAAGGCUGCUGAACCUACUCAGCUCUCCAGUCCACCAGCAACCCCAGCGACGACCAAGAAAUCGCCGGCUCGUGCGAAGAAGAAUGCGACAGUCGCCAAGGAGCAACUGAGCACACCUGCCAGUAAUCGCAAACGUCCCCGCAAGGCCGUCAAACAAGAACCUGAGGGAGAUGUGAACGAUUUGCCCCACAAUCUUGGUCCACUUCGCACUCCUGCCGGCGACGAUGAGUUAGAAUCGUCUCCUCCCAAAAAGCGGACCAAAAGGGCAAAGGGCUCACCGACCGCUGCCAAGAUGGAAGAGAUCCCAGAGGCACAGAUGGAAGACGUCCCAGAAGCAACUCCGAAGAAGUCACCUAAGAAAAAGGCCAACUAUGGCCUGACUCCUGGCACGUCUCCGUACCCAGACUACCUUCGGCCAACCCCAGAAGAGUGCCAUGAAGUAGUUCGUUUGUUGGAGAAAGUGCAUGGCAAGGUUGUGGCCCCAAAGACUAUUGCUGAGCCAUCUCUCGAUGUUGCGGGAUGUGGAGAGGUGCCCUCUGUACUCGACGCACUGAUCAGGACACGACUAAGCGCGAACACCACAAACAAGAACUCUUCAACAGCGUUUCAAGGUCUCGUGGCUCGAUUCGGUACGCUGAAGGAAGGUGUCGGAAAGGGCUCUGUGGAUUGGGACGCCGUUCGUACCGCCCCGAACCGAGAGGUUUUUAAAGCAAUCGAGAGAGGAGGGCUUGCAAAUGUGAAAUCGAAAGAUAUUCAGGCGAUCCUUCAGAUGGCGUACGAAGAGAAUCAGGCGCGUGGUGCAGCUCUCGCCGAUCCGUCCAACGACCCGGCUGGCGCUGAGAACGAGCCAGAGAGCGAGAAGCAGGAAGAGAUCAGCAAGGCGAAGCAGAACGUCAUCUCAUUGGACUACAUCCAUUUGCUCAGCACGAGCGAGGCCAUCGACAAGAUGCUGACAUUCCCUGGAAUCGGACCUAAGACCGCUUCCUGCGUGGCUCUGUUCUGUCUUCAAYGACCUUCAUUUGCAGUGGAUACGCACGUGUUCCGCCUGUGCAAAUACCUUGGCUGGGUUCCGAGCUCCACUAAGAAAGGCGAGCCCAAGGUUGAUCGCAAUACUGUGUACUCCCACUGCGAUGUUCGGCUUCCCGACGAGCUGAAGUAUCCUCUGCACCAGCUUCUGAUCCGCCAUGGCAAGGUCUGCCCACGAUGCCGGGCGAUCACGAGCAACCAAAGUGCAGGAUGGGAAGAAGGAUGUCCGAUCGAGCAUCUCGUGAAGAGACAUGGCGCGAGGAAGGGUGGAGUAUCGGUGAAGGAUCGGAAGAAGGCCAAAGGUGCCGCCGUUGAGGAUGAAGACGACGACGAUGAGGUUGGCGAGGUUGACGAGGGCGAAGAUGGCGAGCUUAGCGAUGUGCCGUCAGAUGUUGACGAGGAUUGA
Molecule: messenger RNA, 1461 nt
Organism: Ramularia collo-cygni
Lineage: Eukaryota; Fungi; Ascomycota; Dothideomycetes; Mycosphaerellales; Mycosphaerellaceae
Product: related to HhH-GPD family base excision DNA repair protein
Exons: 1
Coding region: 1-1461 (486 amino acids)
Biological process (GO): base-excision repair
Molecular function (GO): catalytic activity
Source: RefSeq, a predicted model, not a curated record